Molecule: messenger RNA, 1175 nt
Organism: Seriola dumerili (greater amberjack)
Lineage: Eukaryota; Metazoa; Chordata; Actinopteri; Carangiformes; Carangidae
Product: protein yippee-like 5
Exons: 3
Coding region: 179-541 (120 amino acids)
Source: RefSeq, a predicted model, not a curated record
CAUCAACUGCUCUGCCCUGAGUUUGACAACAACAAUAACAGAGGAAAGGCGACUUUGUUUUAUUAAACGAUAAUAAAGAAAAAACGGCGAAUAAAGACACGCCGGCGGGAUAUAUCUGCGUUUCUUUUAAAGCCCUUCAACUUCAGCCAACGGUUGUUCUUACCUGCUGGGCAGCGAAAUGGGGCGCAUCUUCUUGGAUCACAUUGGUGGGACUCGCCUCUUCUCCUGCGCCAACUGUGACACCAUCCUGACCAACCGAGCUGAGCUCAUCUCCACGCGCUUCACUGGAGCCACCGGCCGAGCUUUCCUAUUCAACAAGGUUGUGAAUCUGCAACACAGUGAGGUCCAAGACAGAGUCAUGCUGACAGGAAGACACAUGGUGCGGGAUGUCAGCUGCAAGAACUGCAACAGCAAGCUGGGCUGGAUGUAUGAGUUCGCCACCGAGGAAAGCCAGCGCUACAAGGAGGGCCGUGUCAUCCUGGAGAGGGCGCUGGUGAGGGAGAGUGAGGGCUUUGAGCAUGUUCCCUCUGAGAACUCCUGAGUUCACUUCUGUUGCAGUUGCGAUGCUCAUCCCAUGCAUACUACAGCUUUUCCUCCAGCAGCAGUGCAUGGACAUGCAUAGACAGUGUGCCAUUUGUGAAUAGAGUUACACCAAAAUAAUAUCACAGGCUGGCUGUUUGUGGGAAAUUUAAACAAGAAGUGACACAUUUUAUCCUAGGAAGGGAAAUAUCAUCGCUUCUCUACCCAUUUAAAACCACCUGCAUUUUCCAUAUCUGCCCAAUAGGCUGUGAUGUUCGUAAAAUGUGUUGGUGGGGUGGAAUUUUGGCCGCUGUCAGAGGGAGAGGAUUCGCUCCUGUGGCCCUACAAGAAGCUCAGACAGAUAGAUUAUUAUGCACGGUUUGAAUAGCCAAUGACAGCAUUGAUGAAUGCUGACGCCGAAGAGAAGAUUGUUGGGUGUGAUUUAAUGAAAUGAGAUCUGUUUGGUCAAAGAGUUAGUCACCAAGCAGUAUGCUGGAAUACAUUCCUUUUCUGGCAAGUGUUCAGUGUAAUAUGCAGGAAAUGUUUUAUUUCAAAUAUGUAUUAAGUUACUUUAUUUAAACAUCAGCUGUACCAGAAUAAAAGAAUGGACACUUGGAGAACCUGUUUAUUGGUUUUUUUGUCAAAAAUAAACAAAC